UUCCGUAGCUAACGUUUGACUAGCGGGUAAAGGAGAAUUCCGAUUGGUCAGCGCGCACUAUGACCACAGUUUCGAGGAAGUCUGACCAGAAAGAUCCAAUGUGUUCAAAAUAAUAGAAGAAGCAAAUGUCCGAGCAUCACUUCAGAUGGUUUACUUUACGAAUGUUUCAUCUCUCGUGAUGUGUGCUGUGUGUUAAGUGAGUUCUGACCGCAGCACUGAUAAACACGGCUAAUCGAGCCUAGCACGAAGCUACAGGUCUGAGUGUCCGAGUUCGGUUCCGUCCAAAGUGGUCCAGGAUGCGAGCUUUCCGGCAAGUGGGAGAGAAGCAGCUCCCGAACCCUGUCCUCUACAUGGCCUGGUCUCCAAAGAGGGAUCUGAUCGCCCUGGCCAACACUGCCGGCGAGCUUCUGCUGCAUCGGCUUGCUAAUUUUCAGCGUGUCUGGAGUUUAGCGCCAAAUGAAAACACAGGAAAAGAGAUCACGUCCCUGGCCUGGAGGCCUGAUGGCAAAAUCUUGGCGUUCAGUGUGGGCGACACCAAGCAGGUGGUCCUGUGUGAUGCCGAGAAGGCGGAGAUCCUCCACCUGUUUCCUGUCGACUGCCCCGUGUCCUGCAUGCACUGGACGGAAGUGCAGAGUGACAGCAACUCAUCAUCAUCAUCCAGCGAUACGGAGGACGAGUCCAGCCGUUACCUACCCAAACUACCCACGCUACCCAAGAGCUACAGCUCAUCGUCCAAGAUAUUUAGUGAAGAGAAAUCUGAUGAAGUCACUAACCUGCUGGGGGAAGUCAGGUUCAACAUCCUGGUGGUGGGCGGGCCGUCUGGAUUUGUGGAGCUUUACGCGUAUGGCCUGUAUAAGAUCGCCACGCUGAAUGGAAUCACUGGAACAUGUCGUAGUCUGUGUCUGUCCAGUGACCUCAAAUCUCUCUCAGUCAUAACGGAGAUAAGAUCCACCAACAGGAACUCUGAGAUCCAGUACAUCCAGUUGGACACAGGUCUCCUGUCCUCAUGCCUCCCAGAGCUGACCAGGAUGGCACGUAAAUUCACGCACAUCUCCACCCUCAUCCAGUACCUGCGUCUGUCUCUCACCUGUAUGUGCGAGGCCUGGGAGGACAUCCUCAUGCAAAUGGACCUCCGCCUCACCAAAUUCGUCCAGGAAAAGAACACAAGCACGCAGGUUCAAGAUGAGUUCUUGGAGCUGUUGCUAUGGGGACAUGCCAGCCCUGAACUGCAAGCCCUCCUCAUGAAUCAGCUGACCGUCAAAGGUUUGAAGAUGUUGGGCCAGUCCAUUGAGUCGUCUUACUCCAGCAUCCAGAAGCUGGUUAUCAGUCACUUACAGAGUGGUUCAGAGGCUUUGCUGUAUCAUCUGAGUGAGGUGAAAGGCAUGGCUUUGUGGAAGCAGAAGUUUCAGCCUCUUGGUUUGGACUCUGCAGCUAUAGAAGAUGCCAUCACAGCUGUAGGUUCCUUCACUCUAAAGGCUAGUGAACUCUUACAAGUGAUCGAUAAAAGUAUGAAGAAUUUUAAGGCCUUUUUCCGAUGGCUCUAUGUUGCAAUGCUUCGCAUGUCCGAAGAUCACGUCCCUGCAGAACUAAACAAGAUGACCCAGAAGGACCUGGCGUUCGUUGCAGAUUUCCUGUCUGAGCAUUUUAGCGCUCAGAAUGAGGAGCUGUUUGAUCGCAAAGGGAAGUACUUCAACGUGGAACAAGUGGGGCAGUAUCUCAAAGAUGAAGAUGAAGAUUUAGUGUCUCCCCCAAAUACGGAGGGCAACCACUGGGUGACAUUCGUUCAGCAGAGCACACACCUGAAAGAGAGCCCUCUCCUGUUUCCCACCUACCCACAAAAGUCUCUGCACUUUGUGAAGAAGUUGAUGGAGGGCUCCAUUGAACUCUGUCUGCAAAAACCAGCUGUGGUGAUCGGGAGCUCGGUGAAGCAGGCGGUGUGUUUGCAGCUGUACUCUAUGACUGAGAGCUCGGAGAACACACAGCGGCUGUUUGAGCUUCCCUCACUGUGGAAUGAUAAAAAUGCUGGGAUGCACUAUGUAGUGUUCUGUAUGCCUGAGAUGUCCACUUCCAAAAUCUGCAUCUUGAGGAGAGCAACAGACCCAAACAGAUCUAUCCAAAAUGGCUUAGUGGCUAUCGACCUAAACGCGUCUCUCAACACCAGCGUUGAUGAUGAAGCGCCUGUACCUGAUCAUUCUUACCGCACCUACAGUUGCUUGGAUGCCCGUCUCUAUGACGACGAGACGUUGACUGUGGUGUUGCAGGUCCAGGAAGAGAACGAGAACAAGCUCCGGCUUCUGGCUCAGCUUCCUCUUGGCCCUGCCCUCAGCUGUGGGGAGGAGUUUAGCUGGGACCCUGCUCUCAGCAGGUUGGACCAGCAGUGCGGUGAGAUCCCUGUACGAGGGCUGGCAUGGGGACCCAUGAGCCGGGAUCUAGAGAACAUGAAAGCCCAGUUCGUGGCUGUGAAUGGGAUCCGCAAAGUGUCCUGCGUGCUGAGUUCGAACUUGCGUCACGUCCGCGUGUUUGAGAUGGAUGUGGAGGACGAGGAGGAGGAAGAGCGAGCCGACGAGUCGCAGGAUAUCAGCUGUGACCAGGAUGGACUGGUGGAGACGUCGACCAAUCAGGGAACAGAUGGAGAAGGAGGAGAAGUGGAGGCGUGUGAGGAGAUGAGGGACGGGUCAGGGAACAUCUUGGAGCAGACUUCCGGGUCAGAUACACUUUGACCUUGGACAUUGACAUUUUGUGCCUGAUUCAAACAAUUGUACAUGUAGUUAUAAAAGAAACCAACGAUAAUGACAGUUUAAGGUCUAAUAAAGUCCUUUAUGUAUAUUUGUAAUAAAUGUACGUUACUGAAAUUCUGUGUUUGCUUCUGGGAAUAAA
Messenger RNA from Hemibagrus wyckioides, 2877 nucleotides. It is a transcript of the gene anapc4, whose product is annotated as anaphase promoting complex subunit 4. NCBI's taxonomy places the organism in Eukaryota, Metazoa, Chordata, Actinopteri, Siluriformes, Bagridae. Gene Ontology annotation, molecular function: protein binding. Gene Ontology annotation, cellular component: anaphase-promoting complex; nuclear periphery. The record is from RefSeq and is a predicted model, not a curated record. Gene Ontology annotation, biological process: positive regulation of mitotic metaphase/anaphase transition; anaphase-promoting complex-dependent catabolic process; protein K11-linked ubiquitination. The coding region runs from base 297 to 2720 and encodes 807 amino acids. The transcript is spliced from 28 exons.